Nezara viridula (southern green stink bug) is the source of this 2286-nucleotide messenger RNA. The record is from the annotation of a GenBank genome assembly. Lineage: Eukaryota; Metazoa; Arthropoda; Insecta; Hemiptera; Pentatomidae.
AUGGCACUGGUAAAAGAUGAAGAACUUAUUGGAUUUGGUGAUAAUUCAGCAGAUACUAAUAAUGCUGACAAAAGACCUAAAAAAUCUGGAGGUUUUCAAUGUAUGGGAUUAUCUUUUUCUAUUCUGAAAGGCAUUACGAAAAAGGGUUACAAAGUUCCCACGCCAAUUCAGAGAAAGACAAUACCUCUUGUAGUAGAAGGAAGGGAUGUAGUAGCUAUGGCUAGAACUGGAAGUGGUAAAACAGCUUGUUUCCUUUUGCCGAUGUUUGAAAAGCUGAAAACUCAUUGCACGAAGUCUGGCAUUAGGGCAAUUAUUUUGUCACCAACUAGAGAACUAGCUUUACAGACCCUUAAGUUUUUAAAAGAACUUGGUAAAUUCACUGGCCUACGUUCUAUUGUUCUUUUGGGUGGUGACUCAAUGGAAACUCAGUUCUCUGCUAUCCAUGAAAAGCCUGAUAUUGUUGUCGCUACCCCUGGACGAUUUUUGCACAUUUGUGUUGAAAUGGAUCUGAGCCUAAAGAAUGUUCAAUAUAUCGUGUUUGAUGAAGCAGACAGGUUGUUUGAAAUGGGAUUUGGAGAGCAACUGAAUGAAAUUGUUCAAAGGCUUCCUGAAAAUAGACAGACUCUUCUGUUUUCGGCCACUCUUCCUAAAGUUUUAGUUGAAUUCGCAAGAGCUGGUCUAUCAGAUCCUGUUCUCAUUAGGCUGGAUGUUGAAUCCAAAAUCCCUGAAACUCUCCAAUUAUCUUUUGUGAGCUGCCGUCUUGAAGAAAAACCAGCAGCUUUAUUAUGCCUCAUGAAUCAUGUGAUACCUAAAACGGCUACAACAAUAAUUUUUGCUGCUACUAAACACCAUGUGGAGUAUUUGCAUGCUAUGCUGAGAGAAAAUGGUAUUCCUAAUACCUACAUAUAUUCUGACCUUCAUCCUAGCGCAAGAAAAAUUAAUGUUGCGAAAUUCCAGAAUGCUCAAGUCAAAGUGUUGAUUGUUACUGAUGUAGCUGCCAGGGGGAUUGAUAUUCCUCAUUUAGAUUAUGUAAUCAAUUACAAUUUUCCAGCUAAAGUGAAAUUAUUUGUUCAUCGAGUAGGUCGUUGCGCCAGAGCCGGUCGUGAAGGGCAUGCAAUCUGUUUGGUAAGCGGAGAUGAGUUGUGUUACAUGCUCGAUUUAUUGUUAUUCUUAGGACGUCCUCUUCUUCUGGCUGGAACUGAUUCUGAAAGCAACAAAGAUUCAAAGAAUGUUAGCUUAGGAAGGAUUCCUUUAGAUUAUCUGGAUCCUCAGCUUUCCUCUCUUAAUGCUGCACAUUCUUCUGGUUCAGAACUGGAUAGCUUAAGAAAAGUAAGUGAAAAUGCUUAUAAACGCUACAUACAAUGCAGAAGUGGGGCAUCAAUGGAAAGUGUGAGGCGAGCAAAGGAAGUUUCUCUAUUGCAUAUUGGGGACAGUUCUCUUUUUGAUGGAAAAGAAGUUGCAGGAAAGAGCCAGAUUUUAACUGGAAUCAAGAAUUACCGACCAAAUGGGACAGUGUUUGAGAUUGGAGUUUCAUCAAAUUCUGAAUUGUAUACUGUUAUGAAAGCUACACGUCGAAAGCAUAAAAAUAACAUUGUAUCGUUUCAUCAGAAAGUUCAAGAAAUACUCGAGUCCAAGAAAGCAACUUCUGAAAAACCAGAAAUAAACUUAGAGCAAAGUGGAAAUGAUGAUAUAGCAACAACAUUCAGUCAGGUGAUAUCUGGAAAACGGAAAAGGGAACCUUUUCUUGGAAAUAGUAAGAAACAGUGUACAAUUGACAAAGAAAACUUCAUACCCUAUAAGCCAUCAGACCAGGCUAUUGAAAAGGAGCUUGCAGUUAAUAAUUUCACAAGAGAGGCUAAUGCAGUUGGAGUGGAUCUGACUGGUGAUACUGAAGCUGGUAUGUUAGGAGCAACAAAGCAAAGGAAGGUGUGGGAUAAGAAGAAAAAACGAAUCGUUACAGUUGGAGGUCAGAAGAAAGAGGGAAGAAUUAAGUCAGAGUCAGGUGCAUGGAUUCCUGCAUCCUAUAAAUCUGGACGUUAUGCUGGGUGGUUAGAAAAGACCAAAACACUCUCGAGGAUAGAAGAGGAGCAAGAAGAUGAGGGCCCUGUCCAAAAUAUUAAACGAAAAAUCCCACAUACUCGUUGGGCCAAUCAUAAUUUAAAGGUUGAAAUGAAAAAGAAGUUGGAAUUAAAGAAACCAGAACAAAUAGCUAAGGCCAGAGAACAAUUGGAAAGAAAGCAAAGGCGCCAUGGACGUCACAAAAAAAAAGGAAGAAGAAAACAUUAA